CUGAGCUUAUUCCCCCUCAGUGUCUCGGAGGAGGGGACAGCAGCACCAUGGCCCCCAGUAUGGCCAUCCGCCAGACUUGCUGCUGCUUCAACGUCCGCAUCGCCACCACCGCCCUGGCUAUCUACCAUGUGAUCAUGAGCGUCUUGCUUUUCAUCGAGCACUCUGUGGAGGUAGCCCAUGGCAAAGCCUCUUGCAGAUUCUCCAAGACAGGCUACCUCAGGUUUGCCGACCUGAUCUCCAGCUUCCUGCUCAUCGCCAUGCUCUUCGUCAUCAGCGUGAGCCUGCUGAUCGGUGUGGUCAAGAACCGGGAGAAGUACCUACUGCCCUUCAUGUCCCUGCAAAUCAUGGACUACCUGCUGUGCCUGUUCACCUUGCUGGGCUCCUACGUGGAGCUGCCUUCCUACCUCAAGUUUGUCUCCCGGAGUCGGGCUCAACCUUCCAAGGUCCCACUGAUGACCCUGCAGCUGCUGGACUUCUGCCUGAGCAUCCUGACCCUCUGCAGCUCCUACAUGGAAGUGCCAACUUAUCUCAACUUCAAGUCCAUGAACCACAUGAAUUAUAUCCCCAGCCAGGAGGGAAUGGCUUAUAACCAGUUCAUCAAGAUGAUGAUCAUCUUCUCCGUCGCCUUUAUUACUGUCCUCAUCCUGAAGGUCUACAUGUUCAAGUGCGUGUGGAGAUGCUACAGACUCAUCAAGUACAUGAACUCAGCUGAGGGGAAGAGCAGCUCCAAGAUGCUGGAGAAGGUGGUCCUGCCGUCCUAUGAGGAAGCUGUGUCUCUGCCUCCCAAGACUCAGGAGGCGGACUCGGAGCCUCCCCCAUACUCCGAGGUGUGACAGCGCCAGUCCCCAGCCCUGGUGCUGGGAGGUGGAACUGCCUCGAAAUCCGCUUCUUCUUUGCUUUGGUGGCCCCUGUGGCCUGGGUGAACCACCCAGCUGACUUCAGGACAGUCUGCUUGUGUACCCCUCGCUGGCCUGCUUUGCCUGUGGGGCCUGGGAGAUGCUCACAAUUGGGUCAACGCUUAAGGCUGAAUGGCUCCUCGAGUCUCUUAAAGAUUCAGUCCAAUGACACCUGGCUUAGUUUGAUCAGCUCUGGCAUUUGUUUAAACAAGUGGUCAUUCUAAAUUCAUUGCAUUUGGUUAAAUAUUUUUCAGCUUGACCAGUUUAACCAAGUGGCUGACAAAUUAAAAAAAAAACAAAACACUUGUCAGUUCAGUAAAAUAAUUUGGUCAAACUACAACAGUCCAUUGUACUGGUUUGUAAAUAGUUGUCAGUUCACACAGCACUUUAGUGGAGUAAUCAGCAAUGAGUCCUCCCCACCAAAUCCAUAUAUUUAAAUUCUUCAGAUAGCUUGCUUAAAUAAGGAUCAGGUUGGCUAACCCAGUCAAUUUAGAAUAAGGAUUAAAUUUGAUAAUUAAAAAAAAAUCAGAUUAUCCCCCAAAUCAUGAAGUUCAAUCCAAUACAAUAGCUGGUGGCCCACUCUGAUCAAUUCAGUACUUCCAAGUGGCUGAAUAAUUGUUAAUUCAAAUAAAAAUUCAGUCAGACAGUUGCCAAACCAUCAUUCGACAGCUAGUUCCAGGAAAUGACAGUAGUUUUAAUCAUCAGACAGUCCCUGUGAACACACAUUGUUUUGCGUAAGAGUUGUCACCAUUGACACGUGGUCAGAGCAGUCACACAGCAGGGGACUCUGUGAAAUGGGUCGCUUCCAACCAUGGUCAUCUCUAGCAACCAUCCGGCAGUCCAUUCCACAGCCCAGUCUGUCCAUCGCCAAUGUGGUUGGAAGUGACCCAGUUCUAUCUGAUGCUUGUGGUCAAGCAGCAAUUCAGCCCUGAAAUCAGGAGAAUCCAUUUCUUGGACUAAAUCCACAUACUAGUUCAGUUAAAAACAGGCAAACCCUUUGUGGGUCCAUGGACCUUGCCACGAGGGGCUGGUGGAGGAGCUGCAGGGAAGGUUUUGGCCCCAACCUCUUUUGCUUGCUUCCCAGAGGGCUGGGGUUCCUGAGGGAGCUGACCCACAAGUGGCGAUAGGGCCACGGAAGAGGGCUCUCUGGGGUCUUUGUGGGGUCCAGAGGGAGAGGGCUGUGCAAGAGGCUCCCCACCAGUACACGCUCACACAAUUGCUGUGUGUGACGGGGAAUAAGUUUCAAUAAAGCGGCGACAUGCUUCUCUCA
Pteronotus mesoamericanus is the source of this 2166-nucleotide messenger RNA. It is a transcript of the gene LAPTM5, whose product is annotated as lysosomal protein transmembrane 5. The record is from RefSeq and is a predicted model, not a curated record. Gene Ontology annotation, cellular component: lysosomal membrane. The transcript has 8 exons. The coding region runs from base 48 to 833 and encodes 261 amino acids. Lineage: Eukaryota; Metazoa; Chordata; Mammalia; Chiroptera; Mormoopidae.